Gossypium raimondii (Peruvian cotton) is the source of this 2016-nucleotide messenger RNA. RefSeq lists its product as uncharacterized. The coding region runs from base 1 to 2016 and encodes 671 amino acids. Lineage: Eukaryota; Viridiplantae; Streptophyta; Magnoliopsida; Malvales; Malvaceae. Gene Ontology annotation, molecular function: nucleic acid binding. The record is from RefSeq and is a predicted model, not a curated record. The transcript has a single exon.
AUGCAACCCCCAUACCCUAAGUGGUAUGACCCAAACGCCCAAUGCAAGUAUCACGCGGGGACCAAUGGGCAUUCGAUUGAAAACUGCAUUGCAUUCAAGAAGUUAGUUGAAAAACUUAUCAAUUUGGGGAUUGUAAAGAUUGGUGACUCAUCAGGACCAAAUGUAGUAGAGAAUCCGUUGCCCAAUCAUGACAAUAAAGGGGUGAACGCGAUAAUUGAGAACGGAAGAAAGAGAGUCAAAGCCAACGUAGCCGAGAUAAGGACUCCCCUUGAAUGGGUUUGGAAACAAAUGGUGAAAAGAGGUCUCACCAAGCAAAAUUCAAUAGAAAGGUCUGAAGGAGCAAUGAAGUUUUGUGAGUUCCACGCAAAAGAAGGCCAUGACACCCAAAAGUGUACCGAAUUCAGAACUAUGGUGCAAAGCUUAAUGGAUAGCAAAGAGUUAGAGUUUUAUGAAGAGAUUGAUGGACUAGAAGAAGGAGAGGUUUAUGCUACAGAAGAAGGAUCUACGGGGAAAGCCCAAAAAGCUAAUUACCCGGUGGUAAUUAUUUCAAAACCAAUGAACAAAGAAUCUGGAAUACAAAUAGCACCAAAUGUCAUAAUCCAAAAACCUGUAUCAUUUCCCUACAAGGAUAGCAAAAAGAUUCCUUGGAAUUACAACUGCAACGUAACAAUCCCAGGAGAAGAGAGCUUGGUAAAUGCUUCAGGAGAGGAUGAAGGAUUCUAUACACGAAGUGGAAAACGCUAUGAUCCGGCAAACGCAAGAGUGGAAUCUGGAAAAGGAAAAGCCUUAGCGGUUGAAUUGGGAAAAGCAAAGACAGACAAAAUUGAGACGCGUAUCAAUCAGCCGGUAACUGAAAAUGAGGCUAAUGAAUUUCUAAAAUUCUUAAAACAUAGCGAGUACAGUGUGGUAGAACAAUUACAUAAGCAACCGACUCGUAUCUCGAUGCUUGAAUUGCUCCUAAGUUCAGAGAUACAUCGUAAUGCGCUGAUUAAGGUGCUAAAUGAAACUUACGUCGCUGAUGAUAUCUCAGUGAAUAAGUUGGACCGUUUGGUUAAUAAUAUCAGUGCCGACAAUUUCAUUUUCUUUAAUGAUGAUGAAAUACCGCCCGGGGGAAGAGGAGCCACCAAAGCCUUACAUGUUUCUACUUACUGCGGGAAACAUAUGUUGUCAAGAGUGCUAAUUGAUAAUGGAUCAGCCUUGAAUGUUUUACCCCUAUCCACCUUAAAUAGAGUACCGGUGGACAGCUCUCACAUGAAAUCAUGCCAGAACAUAGUGAGAGCAUUUGAUGGUACCGAAAGAAAGGUGAUGGGAAGAAUAGAAGUACCUCUCUUGAUUGGCCCAAAUACGUACGAAGUGGAUUUCUUAGUGAUGGAUAUUAAGCCUUCGUAUAAUUGCUUACUGGGGAGACCAUGGAUUCAUUCAGCAGGGGUGGUGCCUUCAUCAUUGCACCAGAAGUUGAAAUUAGUGACAGAAGGCCGGUUAAUUACGAUUGACGCUGAGGAAGACAUCAUUGCAUCGGUAACCAGUGACGCACCAUAUUUGGGAGUGGAUGAUGAUGCGGUCGAAUGUUCUUUUCGAUCCUUAGAGUUCGUAAAUGCAACUUUUGUCACUGAGGGAAAGAAAAUCCCAAUGCCCAGCAUAUCUAAAGCCACAAGGAUGGGACUACAAAUGACAGUUGGGAAAGGAGCUGUGCCUGGAAGAGGACUGGGAAGAUGCCUUCAAGGAAGGAUAGAGGCACCAGUGGUGAAAGACAAACAAGACCGUUUUGGUUUAGGAUUUAAACCAAAUGUCAAGCAGAGAAGGAAAGGGUUAGAGAAAAGACAAGAUAGGAGGAAGGUGUGUUUGAACGGAAAAGAAGUUGAUUGGGAACCUAUGGCUUUCCCCCACAUAUCCCAGACAUUCAUAUCGGGAGGAACCAUGUAUUCUGGACUGAGGACUCCAAGAAAGAAGACCGCAGAGGAAAUGUUAGGAAACUUAAGCAUCAAUGCCAUAUUUGAAGAAGAAUCUGAAGAAUGA